Penicillium canariense is the source of this 1437-nucleotide messenger RNA. RefSeq lists its product as uncharacterized. The record is from RefSeq and is a predicted model, not a curated record. The coding region runs from base 1 to 1437 and encodes 478 amino acids. The transcript is spliced from 4 exons. Lineage: Eukaryota; Fungi; Ascomycota; Eurotiomycetes; Eurotiales; Aspergillaceae.
AUGUCUAAUCGUCGCAAAUACCGCCGCGUGAAACUCCGAGAGACGUUAGAUUUGGCAGUGGCUUUGAAAAUGCUCCGAUCGAUCCUCAAAACACCCCAGUAUGGGGGCUUUUUGGUGCGGUCAUACGAAGUCAAACCGCCGCAACGGUCUCUCCGUCCAAAGGACCAGGACCGCCUGACUCGGGCGAUUAGGCGCGCCGGUUUUGAUGGCCCGGAAGAACAGGAGAAGGUGCUCAAUGUCUUACUGCAGAGUCCGGCUACCAUGGACCAUAAUGACCCACGAGCCCCAUUCCUCGCCCAGGCGUUGGCAGCAUUACUAGUCAGCGUUUCGCCACUAUUAGAAUCCUUGAGUUUCUGUCCUGUCGGCCAGGAGCCCUCGAAACUCGCAAAACUAAGGGCCCAAGCCAAUGGAAACCCGCUCAAGGAAAGCGAUUACUUCUUUAAGUAUCUCUUGGACCGGGCGAAUAGUAGGCCGCAGGAGACCCUACCAUACCUAUAUUGUCUUCGCCGGGUCCGUUUUCUUGUCGAUCCUGAUACAAAAAUCAGUCCCUGGUACAAUUACCAGCGCUAUGAUCUAUACGGCAGCCUCAACCUAGUACGCCGGCUCCCCGCGAUAGAAUCUAUUCGAGUCGAUGCGAUUAUGGAAACAGAAAGCCCGAGUAUUGAGCCCCCACCCAGAUCCGCAAAUUAUUCCAAAAUCAUCAUUCGGAACUCUAAUAUAGAUUCCCGAUAUCUGGUGCGGACCAUUGAGUCAGCUAAACAGCUAAAAGAGUUUACAUAUGCGAUCGGUGGCCGAGGCUCGAGCGAUGGAAUGGGCAAUUUCAUCCCAGAUCACGUCUUGCAGGCGCUUUUCAUACACGCUGAUUCGUUGGUGCAUCUAGAUUUGGAUGUCGAGGCGGAACUUCCACUAGUGCAUAUAUUCGAUCCGACUCUUAGACAAUACCUUCUUGACGACAGCGAGGAUCGACUAUCGAGAUCCCAUCCCGCCUAUCAGCAGGAGUGGGCAGAUGAACUGCAAGGGCUCCAGGUAGAGCAGAGCAGUCAACCAUCGCCUUGCUCUCUUCGUGGGCUUACGAACCUGAAGAAUUUGAGUCUCGGCAUUCAUCUCCUCUACUACCUAUCGCGGGGAAUUGGCGCCGAUCAGGUCGACGAUGCAUCAUUUGCUAUUGUGGAUCAUCUCCCUCCCAACUUGGAAGCGCUUUGUAUCUAUGGGUACAAAAAGGGAAUGAAACCGAAGGUCGAGGGUCUCGGAGGCGAUGUGUUUACUAGGCAAUUGGAGAAAUUACUCGCCGAAAUGGAUACCAAAUUGCCCCGACUAUCAUAUAUCGAGGGCAUUGAUGAAUUGAUCGAAAACGCGGCUACCUGGCGACUGCUAUCGCCUUCCAUGUCGAAAACAGAGGCUCUUUCAAACACAGAUCAUAUGGCACAUUCAGCUUAA